Molecule: messenger RNA, 948 nt
Organism: Phyllostomus hastatus (greater spear-nosed bat)
Lineage: Eukaryota; Metazoa; Chordata; Mammalia; Chiroptera; Phyllostomidae
Product: olfactory receptor 51L1-like
Exons: 1
Coding region: 1-948 (315 amino acids)
Biological process (GO): G protein-coupled receptor signaling pathway
Cellular component (GO): membrane
Molecular function (GO): G protein-coupled receptor activity; olfactory receptor activity
Source: RefSeq, a predicted model, not a curated record
AUGGUGGUGUGGAAUGCCAAUGGUACUAUGGAGCCCAUAUUUAUUCUGAAGGGUUUUCCUGGACUGGAGUAUGCUCAUUCUUGGCUCUCAAUUCUAUUCUGCUGUGUAUUCCUGGGAUCAUUUAUUGGUAAUAUUACCAUUCUGUCUGUCAUUUGGAUUGAGUCCUCACUCCACCAGCCCAUGUAUUAUUUCAUUUCCAUUUUGGCACUAAAUGACCUAGGUAUGUCCCUGUCCACACUUCCCACUAUAUUUUCUGUUUUAUGGUUGCAUACUCGAGAAAUUCAGGCAAGUGCUUGCUAUGCUCAGCUCUUCUUCAUCCACACAUUCACAUUCCUGGAAUCUUCACUGCUAUUGGCCAUGGCCUUUGAUCGUUUUGUUGCUAUCUGUCAUCCACUUCACUAUACCACCAUCCUCACCAACAGUGUAAUAGGCAAGAUUGGUUUGGCCUGCUUGCUAAGAAGCAUGGGAGUUGUACUACCCACACCUUUGCUGCUAACCCAUUAUCACUACUGCCACGACAAUGUCCUCUCCCAUCCUUUCUGUUUGCACCAAGAUGUUCUGAAAUUGUCCUGUUCAGAUGUCAGGAUCAACAACAUUUAUGGACUGUGCAUAGUUAUUGUCACACUAGGUGUGGAUUCAGUCUUAAUUCUUCUUUCUUAUGUCCUGAUUCUGAAUGCUGUGCUGAGCAUUGCAACUGGUGAAGAACGGCUCAAAGCACUCAACACAUGUGUAUCCCACAUCUGCGUGGUGCUCAUCUUCUUUGUUCCAGUUAUUGGAGUGUCAAUGGCCCAUCGCUUUGGGAAGCAUCUGUCUCCUGUAGUCCACAUCCUCAUGGCUAACAUCUACCUGCUCCUUCCCCCAGUGCUUAACCCCAUUGUCUAUAGUGCCAGGACAAAACAGAUUCGGCUAGGAAUUCUCCGCAAGUUUGGGCUAGGGAGGAGGCUUUAA